Pseudomyrmex gracilis is the source of this 1452-nucleotide messenger RNA. Its product is annotated as E3 ubiquitin-protein ligase MARCH2-like. NCBI's taxonomy places the organism in Eukaryota, Metazoa, Arthropoda, Insecta, Hymenoptera, Formicidae. The record is from RefSeq and is a predicted model, not a curated record. Gene Ontology annotation, molecular function: ubiquitin-protein transferase activity; zinc ion binding. Bases 130 to 1041 code for a protein of 303 amino acids. The transcript is spliced from 6 exons. Gene Ontology annotation, biological process: protein ubiquitination.
ACGUAAACGCGCGCAUCUGCCGAUCACGGCGGAUUGCUAAAAAAAAAAAAAAACAAACCGCGUUUUCCAAGAAAAAUUUUCAAUUUCAUCCGAAAGCGCGUGUGCCAAGAUGCGCGCAAGAUCUCUUCAAUGUCAUACGUGGAGAAUGCAGAAUCUCAAAAUGACGUUAGACGUGCGAGCGACGUAGUAGCGAACGAGGAUGCUAAUACCGUAGUAAAUACAAGAUUGAAAACUUCGACGGAUGAACAAGCCCAACCGUCUAUUUUGGACGAUGCGAUAUCUAAAUUUAAUCCGGAAGCGGAUAAAGAUAAAGAAUGUUCCGACACAAAAUUACAGGACAAAAAUGACGAAGAUGACAAGAAUGAUACGUCCGUUGGUUCGAGCGAUAUUUGCAGAAUCUGUCACAUGAGCGAAAACGCUCUGAUAGCGGAGAACAAUUCAUCGUGCGACUUGCAAAGUCGCGCGUCGUCAAACCUCGUGCAUCUCGGUCCCUUAAUUUCGGCUUGCAAGUGCCGUGGCACCGUAGGUCUGGUGCACACCGAGUGUCUCGAGAGAUGGUUAACCGAGUCCGGACGUGUGAGAUGCGAGCUUUGCGGUUUCCGAUACGCGACCAAGAGGGUACGGCGUUACAAUCUCUUUCGAAGCGUUUUAAUAUGGAUACAGGCCGUAAUGGCCAGUCGACAGAUGUUGCUCGACGUCGGAUAUCUGGCGAUGACCACACCCGUGGCCGCGUUUUCCUGCUACGUGUGCGCCCUGGCCUUGAAAAUUAUGCUGCAAAACGGCUUUUACGAGAUACCCUGGAUGAUAGUUGCUAUAUUGCCAACCUGCUUAUUGACGCUGAUAGCUUAUUGGCGCUGGAUAAUUACGUUAGGGAGAUUGCACGGUAAUCGAUGGCGACGCUAUUGGAGAAACAAUUUUGUGAUACGCCUGAUUCCCGAUAACGAGGAUAACACGGUCGAGCUGCGCCGGUGGAGCGAUCGCUUCAACACGCAGGACGAUUUCGAGCAAUGGAGAAUCGAGGAGAUCGAGGAGUUCGUGUGAUUUCGCGUUUCAAUUGCGGAUCUACGCGCGACCAGGGAACGUAGUUUGCAAUUCGCGCGAAGACCGUUUUCUAUCUUGAUUCGCGCGUCUCUCCCCGGAUUCGGAAUCUUUAUAAAACCGCGUAAAUAUUUAAUUGUUUCAAUUGGCACUGAACACUUCAAUUAAUGCUCAUUGACGCGUGACGAAGACGAUUAAGAGUUAAAUUUGCUUCGCGGAGGUAAAUUAAAGUGGCGCGGAUUGCGCUCAGUCCUGUGUGUAUUAGAAAAAUUUGCUGCUGUUAUUGAAAAUAUAUAAUAAAACAAAAAUAUAUAAAGAUUUAUAGAAAAUACAGAUUUUACUACAGAUUUUACUGCAGUGAAUAAUUUAAAAUAUUUAGUGCGACUGUAUAAAUAAAUUUUACGAUGUCCAUCA